Messenger RNA from Podospora pseudocomata, 1065 nucleotides. RefSeq lists its product as uncharacterized. NCBI's taxonomy places the organism in Eukaryota, Fungi, Ascomycota, Sordariomycetes, Sordariales, Podosporaceae. The record is from RefSeq and is a predicted model, not a curated record. The transcript has 2 exons. The coding region runs from base 208 to 612 and encodes 134 amino acids. Gene Ontology annotation, biological process: mitotic sister chromatid cohesion. Gene Ontology annotation, cellular component: Ctf18 RFC-like complex.
AACCUGUCAAACGCGUCUUCCCGCCUGUCAACGCGUCUGUCAAAGAUAACCUUGAUUAAUUCUCCUACCCACCGUGACAUCAUCCCUUUUCCUUUCCAUAGCCCGCCAGUAACCCAUCUAUUCAUCUUGUAUUUUCGUUUUGUUUCCGCGUCAUCCCUACAAACAAAACGCCACACGUUCAGACCCGAGAAACCACAGACCACAGCAAUGUCAACCCAACAAACCCACCCCACAGUCCCCCUCUACCACCCACCAGCGCCCUCGCCCUUCUCCCUCCCCGACCCAGACUCGGUAGCAGGGUACAAACUCAUCGAACUCCCACCCGACCUCGUAGCGCUACUAGAGGGGGAGAACCCACCUGUACUAACAAUCUCUCCCUCCCCAACCUCGGCCCUCCUCUCCGUCCCCUCCACCUCAAAAUCCUAUUCCCUCCGCCAAAAAAACACCUCCAACGCCCUCAUCAUCCUCGAACCAACAGACAACAGCGGUCUAAAAGCCAUAGCCACGCUCCACGAAACCGUCGAGCUCGUCCCCGUACCCACCACCACUGCCGCCCCCGAGGUCAAAAAGAGGGGAAAGUGGCACGAAAAGUUUGCGAGUGGGAGGAAAUAGAUAGAUAGAUGGGUGUCACAUGUCGCAACAAAGAAAAAAAAGCAUUUAAAAAGUAAAAUCAAUGAUUUGUUGUUCUGUCGAGAGUCUUAUGCUAUGUUAUCUCAUGUUGCUAUUUGCUGUGAGGGUUGUGAGGUGUCUAGCAGUAGGAGAGCCCAAGACAAGGUGCUGUCUGUUGUUGGCCAAACCCAGACAUGACAGAGAAGCAAUAUAACUCGGUCCUCCCUGCUCUCCCCAUCCGCCGAUACCACCACCCCACCCACACACACAAAGCACCCCCCAAGCCAAAUCCCAAAUCCGACAAAUACUCCCAGGCCAGAUUACCUCCCUAAAGAAGCCAACCGCUGGAAGAAAAGCAAAAUAAAUACAAAGAACCAACCAGCCCAACCGAUCCCCAAAUUCCCAACCCACCCAAAUAUAGUCCUGUUGCCCAUAUCAUACUCGAAUCAAGAUAGC